Messenger RNA from Vairimorpha ceranae, 1200 nucleotides. Its product is annotated as skt5-like protein. Lineage: Eukaryota; Fungi; Microsporidia; Nosematidae. The record is from RefSeq and is a predicted model, not a curated record. Bases 1 to 1200 code for a protein of 399 amino acids. The transcript has a single exon. Gene Ontology annotation, molecular function: protein binding.
AUGAAUGGACCGAGAUACAAACAAGAAAAAAAAAUUUUUAAGUUGUAUAGCAAUAAGAUUCAGCAAGAUUGUAUUAAAGCAUUCGAAGAAUUUUUAAAUUUAUAUACUAUAGCUUAUGAAGAUGAAAACAGCUUGAUGAGAAAUAGUUUUUUGACUGAAGAUCCUUUACCAAGUUUAAAUGAAAUAGUUAAAUUUAAUACUGAAUAUUACUUACAAAUAUGUGCAAAAUUAGAACACUACGUAAAAAAUUAUUUAUUUUAUUUAAAAAAACCGAAAUAUAUUGCCAAUAUUAUAGCAUAUUAUGCUUUUGCUCUGGAAUAUGGAUUAUUUGGAAUGGAAAUAAAUAAGAAAAACGCCUUUCAAUAUUAUAAGUUGUCGGCACAAAAUGGUUCUCCUUUUGGUACCUUUAGACUGGCCCAAUGUUAUGAAAAAGGGGAGGUUUGUGCUAAAAAUAAAUAUAAGGCAUUGGAAUUUUAUAGAUGUGCUGCUAAAUUGGGAUCAAUACAUGGCUUACAUACUUAUGGCACUAUAUUGCUACAGAAUAAUUUUGACAUUGAUGAACGAGAAGAAAUUGCAUUUUUUUAUUUAAAAAUAGGGAUCAAUAAAGCCAUUAAAAGCUAUCCCUAUGUUUUUUAUGAUUAUGCUAGAUAUAUAGAAUUUAAAUUAUCUGAUAAUGAAAUCACUUUUGAAGUUGAUUGGUGCUUUAAAGUUUAUUUUAGAGGUGCACAAAAUGAAUGUCCGAAUUGUCAAUAUAGAGUAGCGCAAUGUUUUGAGUUUGGAGAGCUUAAUGUAAAUGUGGAUCUUAAAAAAGCAUUUUCAUACUACAAAAGCGCAGCCUUCAACGGGCAUAUCGACGCACAAGUUAAAAUCGCCCAAACACUCAUUGAAAAAGGAGAUAAAACACAGACUAAUUAUAACCUAGCGUAUAAUUAUGCUAUUAAAGCAGCUAUUAAAGGAGACUGUAAAGCUAUCAAGUACAUGACGAUUUUUUACAAAAAUGGAUUAGGAAUUAAAAAGAAUAUAGCUGUUUCAAAUUGGUGGGAAAAGAUACUUUUUGUUCACUUAAAAGAGCAGAAGGUUGUUUUAAAUCUACAAGAGUUUGAAAUUUUAAAUCAUUUAAUAAUAAUACCACUAGAAAAUCGAAAUGAAAAUGUUUUUGAAGAAUACGAAGGGAAUGGAGAAAUUAUUAAAGUGAUGUAA